UCUUUAUAUUUACAAGCAGAAAAAUUUGGUUUAAAUUAACAAAUAGAUGAAUUAUCGACUUAUCUAGUAAUACAGCUAACCACUGAAGGAUAUAACAUCACUUGUGAAACUGACCAGCGGGUACAAUAGGCAGCAUAAUGAAACUGCUUAUUAGUCUCUGCUUUUUCGCUGUUUUGAAUCUUUCUAAUUCGUUUUACGUUCCUGGAGUUGCUCCGUCUGAAUUUAAAGCAGGAGAUACGGUGGAAAUAAAGGCAGUAAAGAUGACAAGCUCUAAGACACAACUUCCAUAUGAAUAUUACACUUUACCAUUCUGUCAACCUUCUUCCAUAGAGCACAAGACUGAGAAUUUGGGGGAGGUUCUACGAGGCGAUCGAAUUGUCAACACAUUGUUCAAAGCAGUAAUGAAGAAACCUACACCCUGUACUGUGAUGUGCACUUCUGAAAAGUUUGACGGAAAAAUGGCGAAAACUAUCAUUCAACGGAUUAAAGAUGAAUAUUCUGUGCAUUUGUUGUGUGACAAUCUUCCCUCUGCUACCAGAUGGGCUUUGAGCCAAUCAGAAGUGCAACUUGAACACGGAUAUAAACUUGGAAUAUUCGAUUCUGGGAAGGCCUACAUUAACAACCAUCUGUCAAUAUUGUUGUUGUACAACGCAAAUGAGGACGAUUUAGACACAUAUCGAGUCGUUGGGUUCGAGGUUAUGCCCCAGAGCGUUGAUUCAUCCCUGCUUGAGGAAGGAAAGAAUUGUUCCGUUACCCCUAAAGGUGUGAUGAAACGACAAGAAAUAACGGAAAAAACAACUUCAAUCAAGUUUUCUUACGAUGUCGUAUGGGUGAAAAGCAACAUCCGUUGGGCAUCAAGAUGGGACAAUUAUCUUCAGAUGGGAGAUGUCCAGAUUCAUUGGUUCUCAAUCAUCAAUUCUAUCGUUGUUGUGCUGUUUUUGGCAGGUAUUCUUACAAUGAUCAUUGUUCGAACCCUACGUCGCGACAUCGCAAAUUAUAAUCGAGAAGAUGAUGAAUUAGAUGAUGCAAUUGAAGAAACAGGGUGGAAAUUAGUCCAUGGUGAUGUUUUUCGCCCUCCGAAAAAUAUUAUGCUUCUAGUCUCACUCAUUGGUGCAGGAGUCCAAUUAUUUGGGAUGGCAAUCAUCACGAUAUGUGUGGCCAUGCUAGGUAUGCUGAGUCCAUCAAGCAGAGGGGGAUUACUGUCAGCAUCUUUCCUGCUUUAUGUAUUCUUAGGGGUAUUCGGUGGUUACUUCUCUGGCCGUCUUUACAAAAGUUUGAAAGGUCAGCUAUGGAAGCGAGCUGCUAUACAGACAGCUACAAUAUAUCCCGGUGUUGGGUUUGGGAUUGCAUUCUUACUCAACUUUUUUAUCUGGGGAAAACACUCGUCUGGCGCUGUUCCAUUCUCUACGAUGAUUGCGAUUUUGGCGUUAUGGUUUGGAGUAUCACUCCCUCUAGUGUUCAUUGGAUAUUACUUUGGAUAUCGCAAGCAACCAUACGACUACCCAGUACGAACCAAUCAAAUUCCACGACAAGUUCCAGAACAAUUAGUCUACAUGAAUCCGUUUAUCAGUGUACUCAUGGCUGGCAUUCUACCAUUCGGAGCAGUUUUCAUUGAAUUGUUCUUCAUAUUUACGGCGAUAUGGGAGAAUCAAUUCUACUAUCUGUUCGGAUUCCUGUUCUUGGUUUUCGUUAUUUUGAUCAUCGCUUGCAGUCAGAUAUCCAUUGUGAUGGUCUACUUCCAACUGUGCUCCGAGGACUACCAUUGGUGGUGGCGUUCCUUCAUUGUAUCUGGAGGAUCGGCUUUCUAUGUUUUCAUCUACUCAAUCUUCUAUUUCUGUACCCAGCUUGAAAUCACUGCAUUCAUCCCAACACUUCUCUACUUCGGCUACACAUUCAUUAUCGUACUCACAUUCUGGAUUCUCACCGGCACAAUUGGAUUCUAUGCUUCUUUUAUGUUCAUUAGGAAAAUAUACGGCCAAGUCAAAAUCGAUUAAAAGAAGCAAGAUUGCUGGCAAAAGUGACUUAAGUCAAGCCAGUGACUUUUGGCUAUAAAUACUGACUGAUAUAUAUGACUCAAGUAUACUCAUUAGCUUUUUAGUGACUUCUAUAUAGCUGUUAAGUUAUUACAAAUUGACUCCUGUCUACAUGCUGUUGUGGAAAUGGCUUAAAUUUAGCCACUGAUGACACAAAUGGCUUAAGUUCAGUCAAUAACUUGGCCAACCUAACUACGAGCAUAAUAUGAUUGACUUUCUAUCAGUUGACUUGUUAAAAUUGACUUUUAAUGACCUCCAUUUGGUGCAAAAUGGCUUAUAUCUAGCCACAGAAAGCACAAAUGGCUCAAAUGUAGCCACCAUUGUGAAAAUGGUUUGAAUUCAGUCAUUCACCAAUAUAACUAUUAGCUAAUGAUUGACUUUCUUCUAGGUGUUUGCUUGUAUAAAAUUGACUUCAAGUGACUUCUAUCUAAUG
Messenger RNA from Styela clava, 2466 nucleotides. NCBI's taxonomy places the organism in Eukaryota, Metazoa, Chordata, Ascidiacea, Stolidobranchia, Styelidae. The record is from RefSeq and is a predicted model, not a curated record.